Molecule: messenger RNA, 537 nt
Organism: Schistosoma intercalatum
Lineage: Eukaryota; Metazoa; Platyhelminthes; Trematoda; Strigeidida; Schistosomatidae
Source: the annotation of a GenBank genome assembly
AUGAUCAAUGAUUAUGUUCAUAGAUCACCACUUGCUCCACCAAUUAUUAUUGUUUGGCAUUUCUAUGAAGCAUAUAAAGCUAUUGGAAAUCAAUGCGCAAGUUUAAGAAAUGCUGAAACAGCAAAAUAUAAUCCAUUUUGUGUACGAUUUACCGAUGUGAAAAAAGAAAGAGAAAUGGUCAAAUGGGAGCAUAUGAAAGCUAUGGAUUAUUUAAGAGAACCAUCAACCAAAGCAACUGGGAAAAGAGGUGUAGCUGAAUCACGUGCUGUGGUAUUUCGUGGUGGUGGAGGUGUUGGUCCUGGUCAAGGACCAGUAAUGGAUUUAAAAAGUGAAAUGUCCAGUGUUACAGAGAAUACGAACACACUUUUAUUGGCAAAUGAAGAUUCUACUGCAGUCAAUGAAGAUGAUCGAUGUGAUGGACAUUUUGUCCGUAUUCCAUUAUUUCAUAAACAUUGUACUUACUUAUUGUCGGUUCAUUACAAUACGUUAUGCAUGUUAUGUGAAAAUACGAUUAAUAUAACUGAUAUCAUUCCUUAA